Molecule: messenger RNA, 460 nt
Organism: Paramecium sonneborni
Lineage: Eukaryota; Ciliophora; Oligohymenophorea; Peniculida; Parameciidae
Source: the annotation of a GenBank genome assembly
AUGGAUUAAAGAAAUCAUGAAAUACUUGAAUUAAAAAUGACAUUUUUAAGUUGUAUGAAGAAUAGUAAAUAUUAGGAGGCACAUGUUAUAAUUCAAAAAAGUAAGAUACUAUUGAAUAUACAUAAUAGUAUUAAAGAUAGAUCCUAACAAUCCAUUAAUUGGAAAAUGCAAUAAAUUUUUAUCUGAAUUUAAGACAAAAUUGGAGGAGAAAGAAAAAGAAUUGAAAGAAGAUGAAGAAGAAGAAGAAGAGGAAGAUUAAUAAUAAUAAGUAGAAGAUGAAGAAUCAGAUGGAGUUGAUCCUAAUGAUGUACCUGAUUUAGAAGAAGAGUUAGGAAUUUAACAUAAUGAAGUAGAAAUCUAAGAGAGAAAAAAACGUUUAUUUCAGCUAUUAUAAAAUGUUGAUUCUGGGGAUAAAGAAGCAGUUUUAGAUGCAAUAAGAAAAUCAAAAUAAUAAAAAUGA